Syngnathus typhle (broad-nosed pipefish) is the source of this 1557-nucleotide messenger RNA. RefSeq names its product coiled-coil domain containing 137 (gene ccdc137). Bases 110 to 1036 code for a protein of 308 amino acids. The transcript has 6 exons. The record is from RefSeq and is a predicted model, not a curated record. Lineage: Eukaryota; Metazoa; Chordata; Actinopteri; Syngnathiformes; Syngnathidae.
UCUGACGUCAUAGUUCAAAGGGUAAACGCUACGGAAACUGCCUCCACAUGAGAAUAGUGGUUAGGUUAAUUUCAGAUGUGCUUUUAGAUUAAUACCGACGUGUAUCGACAUGGGGAAGCGUAAGAAGCGCAAUAGUAACAACUGUGGGGAGGUGGCUGACAAAACAGCAAAGCAGCCCAGUGCGAAGAAACGGGAUGGUGAAGCUAAAAGAGACGCCAACCAAGGGGACCACCUUGAGCACAUCCCCUUCAAGCUGCAGGAGCUCUUGAAGAGCAAGGAGAGGAUGGAAAAUAGCUCUUUGACAGCAAAAAAAAAACGAGACAUUUUCGUUCUUCAUAGGAAACCAGAGAAGUCCACGGUCGACGACAUUGCCAUCCCACGUUUCAAGCGAGGGAAGCGGGAAAGUGAGCUUCAGUUCAAUCAACGCAUGGAGAUGGAGUCAAAGCACGUCCUCUUCCUCACCAACAAUCAGGUGGAGAGGAAACCCGAGCUAAAUGAAGACAAACAGGAGAAGCCUGCCAAUGGUGGAAAGUCAGACAAAAUGAAAGCGUACGACAAACUGAAAUUACAGAAACGACAGCGGAAAAAGUUGGAGCGACAGGAGGUCCGAAUGGAAAAGGAAAUGUUCCAAGAUGACAUUGCUUUUGGCGAGGUUUCAACAGAGCCGCCUUCACUAACCAGCAAACCCAAGAAAGCGCUCAUCAAGCCUGGGACAGCUAAGGAGGUCCUCCUCAACUCGCUCCUCGGCCACACAGCCACGCCUACGUCCGAGUCGUCUAUGGCCCGCCGGAGGAUGAUGGAGGAGGAAAGGCGGCGGGCGGUGCUGGCCUAUCGCCAGCUGAAGAAACAGCAGCAGCAGGAGGCCAGCAGCAGGAGGCCAGCAGCAGGAGGCCAGCAGCAGGAGGCCAGCAGCAGGAGGCCAGCAGCAGGAGGCCAGCAGCAGGAGGCCAGCACCAGCGGUCUUGGUCCUGACAUUGUCGGCGGGUCGUGGGGCAAGGCUGCAGUUGCAGCGCAACCUGGAGGCAAACGACGAUAACACUCACGAGACAGGCCGGCCCAUUUGCCUCCUGGCUUUAUGCCCACCCAACAACCAUCAAGGCCGACUUCCCUCGCCAAAGAGGCCACUUUAUAGCCACUCUUGAACAAAUGAACCUGUGUAGUUCUCCACUCAAAGUUAAUCCUCUGUCAGUUUCUCUUUUCACUAGGUGGAGGUUGUGGCAUUUCGCGUCUAUUGCAAAAGAAACAACAAAUUUGUCUUGAAGUGAGAAGCAGCUGCUCACAUAGAUACAAAACGUUCUAGCUUGUAUCUUGGGCCGAAUAUUUGUACGGCGCUCCCUUGAGAUAGGAGUACUCCCGACCAAUUCGUUAGAAUGCAAUUUUCAUUCUGGGAUGUGGAAGUGAACGCGAAAACUGAAUCUAAGUUUUUUUGUCUGUCUUUCUCCAACAUAGCAAAAGAACCAAGCUGCCUUUGAGAUGUCGAUUUUUUCAUCGUAUUUAGUAAUGCAGGUUGUGUUAUGUGUAAAUCUUAUCCUUAAAAAAAUAAAAGAAGAACGUGAA